Dendronephthya gigantea is the source of this 495-nucleotide messenger RNA. RefSeq lists its product as uncharacterized. Lineage: Eukaryota; Metazoa; Cnidaria; Anthozoa; Malacalcyonacea; Nephtheidae. Bases 55 to 495 code for a protein of 146 amino acids. The record is from RefSeq and is a predicted model, not a curated record. The transcript has 2 exons.
UCCAGCAGUCCUGAUGAAAACUUAGUCUGUCGAUCGGCAGAGGUCAUCGAAAAAAUGACAAAAAUGAUUUGCGAUUUGAGCAAAGAAAACGAGCGACUUCGUGGAGAAUUACGUGAUAAGGCCAGUUUGUCAUCGACUCCAGAGCCGACCGGAGAAGGUUGUUUAUAUCAGAGAAGAUUUGAAGCAUUGAAGUUGUUGUUUGACGACCUAAAUGCAGAAAACAGACAAGUUAAAGACGAAAGCGUUGAUUUAAAAGUGUGUGUUAGCCGUUUACAGGAACGGAAGGCGUUUUUAGAAAAUGAAAUCAUGAGAUUGGCUGGAGUUGUGGAAGCUCAGAAAAGUGCAAUGGACUCUUUGGAACGGCGUGGGCUGAUCCACGCAACCAGAUUUACUCAACAAACUCCUGUUACCCGUGCUUCCACCUCUGCGAAUAAUGUUCGAUUCAUUAAGCCAUGCCAUCCUGAUGAUGAACUUUGGCAGUUGCAACAACAUUGA